Messenger RNA from Schistocerca serialis cubense, 567 nucleotides. RefSeq names its product piggyBac transposable element-derived protein 2-like. The record is from RefSeq and is a predicted model, not a curated record. Gene Ontology annotation, molecular function: sequence-specific DNA binding. The coding region runs from base 1 to 567 and encodes 188 amino acids. Lineage: Eukaryota; Metazoa; Arthropoda; Insecta; Orthoptera; Acrididae. The transcript has a single exon.
AUGCUGGGCUGCAUUGAAAAACCCGAGAAUCGUUGUGUGUACUUUGACAAUUUCUUCACUGGUAGAGAUCUUCUGAUUCAUCUGAGAAAUUUGGGUUUUCGAGCAACUGGGACUGUUAGAGAGAAUCGAGUUGAUGACUGUCCACUACCGAGCAGCAAUGAACUGAAAAAGACAGUUCGACGAAAAUAUGACUACCAGUUCGACAGGAAUGGUGAAGUCUUAUUUGUUCGAUGGCACGACAACAGAUGCGUUACAAUUGGUACAAAUUUUGACAAUGUUGAACCUUUGGGAGCAGCUACGCGGUACAGCAGACAGGCAAGUAAGAAGACACAAGUGCACCAACCUGCCGUUUUGAAGUCGUAUAACGCGUACAUGGGAGGUGUUGACCAUCAUGACUGGUUAGUUGGAAAAUAUGCGACGGUAAUUAGAGGGAAAAAAUGGUGCUGGGUCCUAUUUACACGUAUACUGGAAAUGGCCCUCAUAAAUGCCUGGCUCUUCUACAGACUAAUACAUGGGAAAAAUGCACUGGAUUUACAACGUGCUGUUACAGUUACAUACCUGAAAUAG